Cheilinus undulatus (humphead wrasse) is the source of this 1990-nucleotide messenger RNA. RefSeq names its product gastrula zinc finger protein XlCGF57.1-like. The record is from RefSeq and is a predicted model, not a curated record. The coding region runs from base 113 to 1591 and encodes 492 amino acids. Lineage: Eukaryota; Metazoa; Chordata; Actinopteri; Labriformes; Labridae. The transcript has 2 exons.
GCUGAGUUUUGUUCGGCUGUUAGGACGACGUCCUGUAGGUGCAAAAAAUAUCAUCUAAAGUUGUUCAAAGUUGAUUUUUCUUAUCCUUCGUUGACUUUUGGAAGUUUGUAAAAUGUCCGGGUGUCAUUAUUUUUCAGACCUCCAGCAGCUGAUAGUAAUAAAAGAAGAAGUUCUCCCUGAGCAGCAGGAGAGGAGCUCUAGUCUGAAGCAGGAGGAGUCUCUGGAACCAGCACACAUUAAAGAGGAGCAAGAGGAACUGGGAAUCAGUCAGGAGAGAGAGCAGCUUCAAGGAGCAGAGGAGGAUGAUAUCAUUAUGUUCACCUUCAAUCCUGUGUCUGUGAAAAGUGAAGAGGAAGAUGGAGAGAAACCUCAGUCCUCACAACUUGUAAACCAAAGUGAAGGGAACAGAGACUUGAAGCAUUUGAAAACAGAAUCAGAUGGAGAGGACUGUGGAAGAUCAGGAGUGGACAGAGACUUUAAUACAGAUGGUCAUUUACAGCCAUUUAGUCCUGAUAAGACUUCAGACCUUUCUGGGUUGGAGACUGAUGACAGCGCUGACUGGGAGGAGAGUGAUGAACCUCAGGAUGGUUUAAGCUGUCUGCAAAACAAAAAUGUAGCUGUAGGUGAUAUGAAACAUGACACUGGGAAUACAUCAGUUAGUUCUUCUGAACAUGCUCCAAGUACUGGAGAGAAUAAAAAAGUGCAGGAAGACAAAGAAUCCCAUACAAGAGAGAACGAAUUACGUUGUUCAGUUUGCUGUAAAAUAUUAUCAACAAAAGGAUCACUCAAAAGGCACUCUUUGGUCCACACAGGAAUUAAACCAUUUAGUUGCUCUUUUUGUGAAAGGCCUUUUCUCAUGAGACAAGCACUUGAGAAGCACAUGAGAGUCCACACAGGGGAGAAACCAUUUAGUUGCUCAGUUUGUCACAAAAGUUUUUUCCGUCCAGAAAGUCUGAAGAAUCACUUGAAUGUCCACACAGGGGUGAAACCAUUUAGCUGCUCAGUUUGUGAUAAAACUUUUUUGACUCGAUCAGGUCUGAAGAUUCACAUCGCUGUUCAUACAGGAGAGAAACCAUUUAGUUGCUCAGUUUGUGAUAAAAGAUUUUUCCAGCAAGGGGAUCUGAAGAGCCACAUGACUGUCCAUACAGGAGAGAGACCAUUUAGUUGUUCAGUUUGUAACAAAAGUUUUCGAAUUAAAAGAGGGUUGGUGUUGCACAUGGCAGUCCACACAGACAAUAAGCCAUUUAGCUGUUCAGUUUGUAAUAAGAAUUUUCGAUUUAAACAGAUGUUGGUGCAACACAUGAGAGUCCACACAGGGGAAAAACCUUUCAGUUGUUCGGUUUGUGGUAAAAGAUUUUCCCAACAAGGACGUAUGAAGGAACACUUGAUUCUUCAUGAUGGGGAGAAACAAUUUAGCUGUUCAGUUUGUCACAGAAAAUUUUCUUACCAGAAAAGUCUGAUGGAACACUUCAAAGUCCACACAAGUGAAAACCCAUUUACCUGUUCAGUUUGUGGUAAAACAUUUUGUUACCAGAAAAGUCUGAUGGCACACUUCAAAUCCCACACCGAUGAAAAACCAUUUAGCUGUUAAGUUUGCGGUAAAAAAAUGUACUCAUCAAAAAUGUGAUGAGAUGCAUGACUGUCUACAAGGGCAACAACACUUUAGUUGUUGAGACUGAAUUAAUAAAUAUAUUUUUAAAUCACCUCCCAAGGAAAUCUGAAGAAACGUGACUGCUUACACAGGGGAGAAACCUUGUAUUUGUUGAGUUUGUGGUUUAAAAAAAAAAAAAACUAAAUAAAGUUGCUGGAAAGAAAGCACACUUUCAUGCACAGAGUGAGGAAACGAUUUGUUGUGGCAUUUGUGGUAAAAGACUCACAAGGCUAGAGAUUUUCAAAAAUCUCAAGUGUGUUGGUGAGUGCAGUGUAAGUUCAAAAUUAGUUCUUCAUCUCAUCUGUCCAGUUAAGAGAAAGCUGUUGUUGUUUCCACCUU